AUGGAGGCAGUGAAGAGAUGGAGGUCAGACUGGAGGUAUCCCACAACUCUGCUAUGCAUCUAUGGAUUUUUUAGUUCAGUUAAGCCGUUGGAGCCUUUCCUCAUACCAUACCUGACAGGACCCGACAAGAAUCUGACAACUGAACAGGUUAACAGUCAGAUUUUCCCGGUGUGGACAUAUUCCUACCUGUCUGUGCUGGUGCCGGUGUUUCUGCUCACUGACUGGCUGCGUUACAAGCCAGUGGUGGUGUUCCAGGGUGUUAUCCUCUUCAUCACUACAGCACUGCUAAGAUGGACAGGAAGCGUAUCAGCCAUGCAGGCCAUGCAAUUCUCCUAUGGGGUUGUGACAGCCAGCGACGUUGCUUAUUUCUCAUACAUUUACAGUGUGGUAGAUCUGAAGAGAUACCGGAGGGCCACAUCUUACACUCGCAGUGUCCAGCUCCUGGGAUACACAAUAGGCUCUGUGCUGGGUCAGCUGCUCGUCAGCUUCAACCUCAUGUCCUACAACAACAUCCUAGAUUUUACUUUGGUUCUCACUGCUAUCGCUCUCUUCACCUCCUGCUUCCUGCCUAUGCCACAGCAGAGCAUGUUCUUCCACCGACAACACUCAGCACAGAAACCAGCAAUGGCAGAAACAAGGGAGCAUGGAGAUGGAGCGACGGAUGCAGAAGGAAGCUCAAGAUCAAGCACAUCCCUGGAAGAAAUGAAGGAAGAAAAGGUGGUGGGAGGAAAAACAGAGGAUGAUAAAGAGAAGGAGCCAAGAGCUGAAAAUGCUAAUGAACCUGGAGGCAGACAGAGCUGCAGCCAAGUUAUCCUCCAACUAUGGAGGGACUUCCGCCAGUGUUAUUCUUCCAGACAGCUGCUAUACUGGUCACUGUGGUGGGCAAUGGCCACAUGUGGAUAUAACCAGACUGCCAACUAUGUGCAGGUACUGUGGGAGCAUGUGCAGCCUUCUCAGAACUUCAGCAUUUACAAUGGAGGUGUGGAAGCAGCGUCCAAUCUAUUAAGUGCAGCCACAGCCUAUGGUAUAGGCUUCACUGAGGUGAGAUGGGAGCAGUGGGGGGAACUGGCCCUGGGUGGUUUUUCUGGACUUGGGGGAGCUGCACUUUUCCUCAUGACCUUCACAGGCAACAUCUGGGUCUGCUAUGGCGGUUACAUACUUUUUAAGUGUCUCUACAUGCUGCUGAUAACAAUAGCCAUGUAUCAGAUUGCUACUGGCCUGUCAAUGGAAAGAUAUGCACUGAUCUUUGGGGCAAACAGCUUUGGAGCGCUGGUUCUUCAGACAGUGAUCACAUCUGUUGUGGUUGACAGUCGAGGGCUUGGCCUCGCCAUCAUUCCUCAGUUCAUCAUAUAUGCAAGCUACUUCUCGACCAUCUCUGUUGUUUUUUCACUCCGGGGACUAUUUAGUAUUUGGAGAACACAUAGAGACAAAAAAGAGGAAAUCGCUGCAAGCAAAACAGAAAUUGGGGUCUGUGAAGAACACAGAUUUUGAAAACAAUGACACUGCAAAGUGAUUUCAUUGAUUUACACUGGCUUUCUAACAGUUUAAAGUAAAGAAAAAAACUCCAAAUUACUAACUGAAUUAUUAGUUUUUUCCUAUAGAUGCAUAGAAAUGA
Messenger RNA from Melanotaenia boesemani (Boeseman's rainbowfish), 1615 nucleotides. It is a transcript of the gene slc19a3a, whose product is annotated as solute carrier family 19 member 3a. The transcript is spliced from 7 exons. The record is from RefSeq and is a predicted model, not a curated record. Gene Ontology annotation, cellular component: plasma membrane. Gene Ontology annotation, molecular function: vitamin transmembrane transporter activity. NCBI's taxonomy places the organism in Eukaryota, Metazoa, Chordata, Actinopteri, Atheriniformes, Melanotaeniidae. Bases 1 to 1491 code for a protein of 496 amino acids. Gene Ontology annotation, biological process: vitamin transport; transmembrane transport.